UUCCUUCCUUCAGCGUGUAUCGAGCCGCCAUCAGUGUGCCAUUCCAUUUCAUUUGUGGCAGUUGAGGUGUCAGUGGAGCUGUCCAGACGCGAUACUACUACUCCAGGGCAGUGAUUCAGCCAGCGAGGUGAACUUCUGCUUUGAUUGAGUGCGUGCAUUUUCGUGGGAAAGCGACAACAUAAUGGACGGAACGGGAACGACCGAUCCUCCGUCGUACGAUCAGAUCAGCUCCCAUCCCGUGCCGGCUGCCUAUCCCCAUCAGCAAGCGCCUACGGUCGAACCGUUCAAAUCCGCUAACUUGCACACCCAGGAACCGCCAUCGUUGCAGACCACCGUGAUCGUUACCAGCCCGAAUGUUGGCCCCGAUCCGACCACCAUCAUCUGUCCGUCCUGCCGGGCGACGGUGGUAACGAGGCUGGAGUACGAAACGACCACCAAGACGCAUCUGUGUGCCGGGCUGCUGUGCCUGUUCCUGUGCUGGCCGUGCGCCUUCGUGCCGUACUGCUCCACGUCCUGCCGGGAUGCGAACCAUUACUGCCCGAACUGUGGUUCGUUCAUUGGCACGUAUCGGAAGUAAAGUGCAGGGACGACAACGCGGCUAUCGAUUCAUUGUUCUAGUACUAGUACGUGUCUGAAAGUAGAAAAAACCGUCUACAUUCAUGUACUGCUAGUGUUUAUGUGUGCGUGUGUAUGAGUGUGUUUAGUCAAUGGUCAGCUUCUUAUCAGCAAUCGUGAAUCGUGUGGAGAGUUAGAGUCAAGCGAACGCGCGAAACCAAAUCGACAUUGCGACACCGUUUGGCAGAUAAGAUAGGGAGCCGUUUAUCGACGAGUCACAGGACGCUUUGCUGCCCAGUGCUGGCCCCGAAAUAUAAGUUUUCGUUACUUCACCCCGCAAGCUGCGAUUGUGAGUGCAGAAAUGGGCAAUUGAGCGAUGGCAUGGUCCUCGUUAGGGCGAUAUCGAUUAGGCUAUAUUAACACAUAUUAAUCACAAAAUAAAAAUCAUUAUAAUUGCUUUUAA
Anopheles arabiensis is the source of this 1018-nucleotide messenger RNA. RefSeq names its product lipopolysaccharide-induced tumor necrosis factor-alpha factor homolog. Bases 182 to 577 code for a protein of 131 amino acids. The record is from RefSeq and is a predicted model, not a curated record. The transcript is spliced from 3 exons. NCBI's taxonomy places the organism in Eukaryota, Metazoa, Arthropoda, Insecta, Diptera, Culicidae. Gene Ontology annotation, molecular function: zinc ion binding.